ACACUUGGAGCUCGGAGGAGGUGUUGAGAAGAAACCUGAACGCAUCCAGGAGCUACGAUGCUCCUGAGUGGUGUGUUCUGCAGGCUGUGGCUUCUUAUCUGUUUGAGGAUGAUCAUCAGACCACCUUCUGUCUAGCUGCAGAAGAAAAAGGAAAAAAAUAAACUCUAUCGAUAUCAUGUGGGAAGUGAAAGUGGUGGCGUGUCUGCUCGCGGUCUCGCACGUCGUCGCGUCUCAGGUCACGCGCAGGGCGUCGCGGGAGUGCCCAGGCGCGUGCGACCCGUCGCGGUGCCCGGCCGCCCCAAAAUCCUGCUACUUCGGCGUGGCGCGAGACGCGUGUCGCUGCUGCGCUACGUGCGCCGGCGGCGAGGGCGAGCCGUGCGGCGAGCGGGGGCGCGCGCGCUGCGGCGACGGCCUGCGCUGCGAGCGCGUCCCGACGGUUACGGCGGGAGAGGGGGGGCGCGCACGCAUGUGCGUGUGCGCCGCUGCGGGACCGGUGUGCGGGAGCGACGGCCGCACGUACCCGAGCGAGUGUCGCCUCAGAGCCGAGAACCGGAAGGCCGAGCGUAGCCGCGCGCCCGCUGUCAUUCCUAUCCAAAAAGGCGCGUGCGAAUCCGGUUCCCAGAACCCCAGCAGCAUGCGCUACAAAUUCAACUUCAUAGCAGACGUAGUGGACAAGAUCGCCCCUGCAGUCGUUCAUCUGGAGCUGUUCAGAAGACUGCCAUAUACAAACCAGGAAAUGCCGGUCUCUACUGGCUCAGGGUUUAUUGUGUCUGAAGAUGGCUGGAUAGUCACCAACGCCCACGUGCUAUCUAACAAACAGCGGAUUAAAGUGGAACUAAACAGUGGUGUCCAUUACGAUGCUACGAUCAAGGACGUGGACCAGAAAUUAGACAUUGCUCUAAUUAAGAUUGACUCAGAGGAGGCUGUGCCCAUCCUGUCCCUGGGCCACUCCUCUGACCUGCGCCCGGGCGAGUUCGUGGUGGCCGUGGGCAGCCCGUUCUCCCUGCAGAACACGGUCACAACGGGCAUCAUCAGCACCACGCAGCGUGGCAGCCGCGAACUCGGCCUCCAAGACUCCGACAUGGAGUACAUCCAGACUGAUGCCAUCAUUAACUACGGCAACUCCGGAGGACCGCUUGUCAAUCUGGAUGGAGACGUCAUCGGCAUAAACACGCUGAAGGUCACGGCAGGAAUCUCGUUUGCGAUUCCCUCGGACCGGAUACGCCAGUUCCUCGCCGACUCCUACGAGAGACAAAGGAAAGGGAACACGCAGCCCAAGAAACGGUACAUGGGAGUGAGAAUGUUUCAGCUGACGCCAUCUUUAAUCAAGAACCUGAAAGAAAGAGAAACCGAUUUCCCAGAUGUCAGUUCAGGAGUGUACGUCUACGAGGUGAUCCCUGGAACGGCUGCCUCCAGUGGUGGCCUAAAGAACCGCGAUGUGAUCGUCAGCAUUAACGGCAAGUCGGUUCACAGCACGGACGAAGUCAGUCACGCUGUGCAAUCGGCCGAGACGCUCUCGGUGACGGUGUGGCGCGUUAACAAAAGCGUCGUGCUCACAGUAGUUCCCGGAGAACUGGAGUGACGGAUCCCGUACCACGGCCAGGUCCCGAACACUAUUAGCGUCCACCGUGAUCUACGACUUCCUGUUUGUCAGCUUUUUCAAUCCUGUACGUAUUAAACGCAAUGCACUGCAAUACGGAGGAAUGUCUGCAAGUAGCGAAGAGGGUUACAUACAUUCUUACAUACGUGUACAUACCUGUACAACAUACAUGAUCCAUACACGAGGGCAUUUUUUAUAUAUUUAUAUUUUUAGCGCUUCCUGGUGCAAAAAUAUUGACACGUCAAUACAGUAUAAACAAUGCAUAAUUAAAAUCAGGUUUUAUUCUUAUUA
Molecule: messenger RNA, 1891 nt
Organism: Silurus meridionalis
Lineage: Eukaryota; Metazoa; Chordata; Actinopteri; Siluriformes; Siluridae
Gene: htra4
Product: HtrA serine peptidase 4
Exons: 9
Coding region: 176-1582 (468 amino acids)
Biological process (GO): positive regulation of apoptotic process; proteolysis; programmed cell death
Cellular component (GO): extracellular region
Molecular function (GO): serine-type endopeptidase activity; protein binding
Source: RefSeq, a predicted model, not a curated record